This is a messenger RNA of Botrytis deweyae, 735 nucleotides long. RefSeq lists its product as uncharacterized. Lineage: Eukaryota; Fungi; Ascomycota; Leotiomycetes; Helotiales; Sclerotiniaceae. The record is from RefSeq and is a predicted model, not a curated record. Bases 1 to 735 code for a protein of 244 amino acids. The transcript has 2 exons.
AUGACCUCUCAGGCCCCUUCUCAUGCACCCAUUGAGAAUAAGGAGUCAACGAUAUUUAGCGAAUCAAUAGAGAUUGGUCACUCCACUCCAUUAUCAGAUGAUUUCCAAAUCACAAAUCACUCCCCCAACACCGGCACCGGCUCUGCUCCACCACCUCCACCACCUCCUCCUCCCCCCGUUUUCUCCAGACCGUUCACUCCCGCAAAAUUACCACCCACUCCAUCUCCUCCACCUAUCGGCCCCCCAAAUACCUUUCUCACAGAACUCCUCACCUACAACGGCCACCCCUACAAAGACCACUGGGCCUAUUUCAUCCGCUCUCCCUCCAACUCCUCCAUCGGCGUUCGUCUCCACGCCACCGGAGAUGUAAGGAAUGGAUUCCGUUUUGAAAUCCAAUGGGGUUAUAAUUUAUAUACCACUGAGGAUAUUCCUACAAAGAGGAUUCCACUGCAGUGGAUUGAUGGUGGGAGCAUACUAGAUGCUGGGGGAUGUGGAGUGGAUGUGAGUGAGGAUGUGGAUAUGUAUAGGAGAACGGUCUGUGCAUUUGAGAAAAGUGUAAGAAAAGAAGAGGUACCCGGGAAGACGUUAAAUUCUGUGGAAGAUGAGACCAACCCCGGCAAAAAAAUCACCCAGAAAGAUUGUCAAUCAUGGCUCGUCGGGGCCGCCGACCACUUAGUGCAGGAUGGGAUUUUCGGUCCCGAGAGUGCGGGGUUUCUUCACGCGGUUAGACAGUGA